Messenger RNA from Colletotrichum higginsianum IMI 349063, 2151 nucleotides. RefSeq names its product Nitrogen assimilation transcription factor nit-4. Gene Ontology annotation, biological process: regulation of DNA-templated transcription; DNA-templated transcription. Lineage: Eukaryota; Fungi; Ascomycota; Sordariomycetes; Glomerellales; Glomerellaceae. Gene Ontology annotation, molecular function: DNA-binding transcription factor activity, RNA polymerase II-specific; DNA binding; zinc ion binding. The record is from RefSeq and is a predicted model, not a curated record. The transcript is spliced from 7 exons. The coding region runs from base 1 to 2151 and encodes 716 amino acids.
AUGUCGAGCUCCGCCGCGCCGCGAGAGGGCGCAAAGAGACAGCGCGUCUCGAUCGCUUGUCUUGCGUGCCGUCAGAGGCGCAUGCGAUGCGAUGGCCAGCAGCCUGUCUGUGGCUCACCGCCCAGCAAGAAAUAUGUCGAGUCCCUGCAGACCCGGAUCCGACACCUGGAGGCUCAGGUAGUAUCGCUAGGCUCUCAACCGGCAUCGACUCAGAGCGACCCAAACGCUCAAGAGGCCGACCAGGCUGAAAGCACCGGCGAAGACGACGAACAAAGCCCUCUUUCGGACCUCACUGGCCUGGUCGGUCGCCUCAACGUCAUAGACGAUGGCCAACUGCACUACUUUGGAUCGCAAAGCUCGUACAACCUCGUCCGGGAGCCCCUCUGUGACACCGAUCCCCACGAGCCGUCGCUCAGAGUCCGAAGACAAGGUUUGGCCGCUGCGGCUCAACUCGGAAAAAUCGUGAGCGUCUCCGAUGAUCUGCAGGAGCACCUGCUUGAGCUCUACUGGCGAUGGCAGAACCCAUGGAACUACGUGAUCCACAAGAGCGCGUUCCUCAAAAGCUUCCGGGGCGAAGACGACGGGAAAUACUGCUCACCGCUCUUGUUGUGCUCCAUUUUCGCUAUCGCAGCGCGGUACUCUGACCGUAUUGAGCUGAGGUCUGUGGCUGAUGAGCCAAGCACCGCCGGGGAUGCGUUUUGCGAGCACGCCAAGAUACUGCUGCUGUAUGAAAGCGAGGCGCCUUCGAUUACUACUGUUCAGUCUGCCUGCCUCUUGGCUUUGCGAAUCAUGUCGGACGGCAAGGAAGCGCUGGGAUGGCUGUAUUCAGGAAACGCAACAAGAAUGGCACACAACCUCGGCCUGCAUCUCGACGGUUCAAAGUGGACAACUGCUGGCUUAGUGUCGGAGGAAGAGGCUGAAGCAAGAAAGGUGACGUGGUGGGGAUGCUACGUCGUUGACAAACUGUUCGCCAUCGGCCUGGGUCGGCCAAGCAGCACGCCAAAAUCGACCAUAUCAUGCCCGAAACCCAGCAUCGACAACGUUGAAGAGUUCACUCCCUGGCUGCCAGGAUCCGACUCGCUCGGCGGCGAGAAGUCGUUAGGCAUUCAUUCGCACAUAUCGUCGACAGCGUGCCAUUUAUCGGAGAUCAUGACGAUUGCGUGCGAAGCGAUGGACGACAUUUACGCAGCAAACCGUAAACUGGCCAUUCCAGAAAUGGAAGACAUUGUCAGCAAAACAGACGUUGAACUGCGCACACAUUACAGGGAGCUGCCGAGCUACCUGCGGCUGCCGGCCUCGAUCAAGACGCCAAUGCUUCCUCACGUGUGUCUGUUUCAGUAUGUUGGCGGCCGCACAAGCCGUAGACGGACUCUCAUUUGUCGUAAUUUGUCUGACUCGAUUAAUUUGUGCAGCAUACAGUACCACGCGCAUCUCAUUCUCCUCCACAGACCGCUCGUACACAAGAGAAAGCGACGGUCGGUUGUUGGUGUCGAUGUAGCACUAGAGAAUGUAGGCGACGAAGGCGACGAAUAUGCGAACCGGCACAUGGCAACCUGUCGCGACUCGGCGGCGGAGAUUGCGAGGCUGCUAAGAGUGUACAAACAGCAAUACACACUCCGGCGCAUCCCCAUCGCGGCGGUUCACCUCUGCUUCUCGGCGACCGUCAUCCACCUUAUCGACGCGCGCCCGACGAACCCCAACAGACAGCAGGCGAUCCGGCACUUGCAGACGUGCAUCGACGCGCUGCGAGAUCUCAGGACGGCAUGGUGGGCGUGGAGCGAGCGGGCGUUGCGAGCGGUGCGGCUAUUGGCUCGCGAGUGGUAUCGGUGUGAAGAUGUCUCACAACUGCAGGACCGGAGCGGCCUCAGAGCCGAGACAGCGGCUGGGGCACCGGCAGAUUUCGACAUACCCGAUGGAGCGGUUGCAGGGGUGGCAGGGGUGUCGUUUGGUUCGUCAAGGGGUCAAGGGAACUGCAGCAGCAGUGGUGAUGGUGGUAGUGGUGGUGGUGGUAUGGGUGGUCGGGGGAUUGUCGAGAGCGACACGCUGGCAUUCCUAUUCGAUGUUGCAACGCCGGAUCAGUACACGGAUGGGCUCGUCAAGGAGUGGUUGGCGGAGAGCGGCUACGAUGUUCUCAACAGCGUCGCAGAAUAG